Odobenus rosmarus divergens (Pacific walrus) is the source of this 6336-nucleotide messenger RNA. RefSeq names its product KIAA1875 ortholog. The coding region runs from base 1 to 6279 and encodes 2092 amino acids. NCBI's taxonomy places the organism in Eukaryota, Metazoa, Chordata, Mammalia, Carnivora, Odobenidae. The record is from RefSeq and is a predicted model, not a curated record. Gene Ontology annotation, molecular function: protein binding. The transcript is spliced from 29 exons.
AUGGAGACUGAAGGCUCAGAGGCGAGCAACCCCUAUUCAGUAGAAGGCGACAGCCUGCUGCUGGACCUGGACGUGUGUGACGCUGACAGCUGCGACAUCCCAGACCCAGGGCUGCUCAAGGAAAAGAACGGUGUCCCUAGUAUGCCCCCAGCCCGGGUCCCCUUGGCUCCCCUGGGCAGGUGCACUACCUCUCCAGCCCCCCGCCCCCACCCCCCAGCUGACUGCAGGCCUGCUCAUCCUGGCCCACAGGAAAAGAGAGGUGAGCUGUGUGUGGCACGCUUGACCCAUGGGCUGGAGCCGCUGCGCCACCUGAAAGUGGCAGCUGGGCUGUGCUCAGUGGCCCAGGACCCAGUGGGCAGACGCUUUGUGGUGCUCGAUGGUGCAGGCCACCUGCACGUGCACAGAGAGGACGGAUGGGCAUACGAGAAGCUACAGGCCCCAGCCGUGCUCACGGGGCUGGUGGCAGUGCCGGGCCCGCUGGAUGCUGAGAGCCGCUUUGUGGGUUGGGGCCCCAAGGGGCUGGCCAUCCUAAGGCCUGACCUCAGCCUGCUGUGGCUGAGCAAGCCAGGGGUGGGCAGGGUGCCGGGCCACGAGCCCCUCUGCUGUCUGCCGGUACCCAGCCUGGGGCUGUUGCUAGUGGCAGGGGCAGGUGGCAGCCUGGUGCUCUGGAAGUUCUGUUCAGGGGGUCGCCGCCUGGUGCCAUGUGGGUCGCCUCUGCAGCUGCCACCAAGCCCUACUGGUACACUCACCCGUUUGGUUCUGGGGCCCCUGCAGUCCCACCAAGUCCCACGCUGCUUCGCGGCCUAUGGCUCCGCUGUGCUCACCUUUGAUCUGCACACCUGGGCCCUCAUAGACGUGCGCCGGGACCUGCACAAAACCGCUAUCUUGGACUUGGCCUACUGCCUAGAGGUAGAGGCCAUGGUGACAGCCUCGCGCGACAGCACGGUGAAGGUGUGGGAGGCUGACUGGCGGAUCCGGAUGGUGUUCAUGGGCCACACAGGCCCGGUGACAGCUCUGGCUGUGCUCCCGAACACGUCCCUGGUGCUGUCGGCCUCGCAGGACGGGACGCUGCGCACCUGGGACCUGCAGGCGGCAGCACAGGUGGGCGAGGUGGCGCUGAACUGCUGGGGCCGAGACGUGGCGUCUGGGCGCGUGAACCGCCUGCUGGCGCCCGCGGGCCCCAGCUGGCCGGUGCUCUCCCUGAGCGCCAGCAGCGUGGAGCUGUGGCGCCUUCGCGAGCUCUACUCGCCGCUGGCGCAGCUGUCUGCGCCAGUGCUUCACGUGCAGGUGGUGCCGCCGCUCUCCGCGCCCCCGCACCCGCUCCUGCCGGCGCGCCUCGUGUGCGCAUGCGCCGACGGCUCGGUCUACCUGGUGUCGGUCGCCACCGGGCGCGCCGUGAGCGCGCUGCUGCUCGAGCCCGAUGACUGCGCAGCCUCAGUGCUUUAUUGCCUGCCGCUCGAAGCACUGUGGCUGCUGACACGCGCCGGACACCUGGUGUGUGCCAGCGCGGCGCGCUGCCCCAUGCGCGUGCUGCACCGCGUGUGCCCGCCCCCCGCGCCUGCGCCCAGGCCCUGCUGCCUGCACCUCUACAGCCACCUCACAGACCCCGGCAGCGCGUUUGCCGGCUGGGAGACCGUGUGCCAGCAUGGGGGGGAGCCGUGCCGGAGCGAUGCAGCCCGGGCCUGGAAGGACAAGAACCGGUACCUGCCCGUGGUGGGGCACACGGAUGGCACCCUGUCAGUCCUGGAGUGGCGCUGGUCGAAGACCGUCUUCCAAACCGAGGCACACAGCCCGGGCCCCAUCACUGCCAUAGCGUCUACCUGGAACAGCAUCGUGUCCUCCGGCGGAGACUUGACAGUGAAGAUGUGGCGCGUCUACCCCUAUGCGGAGGAGAGCCUGAGCCUGCUGCGCACCUUCUCCUGCGGCCACCCUGCCGUGGGGCUCUGUGCGCUUGGGAAGCGGAUCACGGUGGGCUUUGAGGAUCCGGACAGCGCCACCUAUGGCUUGGUGCAGUUUGGCCUGGGCGACAGCCCCCGCUAUGAUCACCGGUCCCAGGAUGACCCCACGGACCACAUCACUGGCCUGUGCUGCUGUCCCACGCUCAAGCUGUAUGCCUGCUCCAGCCUGGACUGCACCGUCCGCAUCUGGACGGCGGAAAACCGCCUGCUGCGGCUCCUGCAGCUGAAUGGUGCCCCACAGGGCCUGACCUUCAGCAGCAACAGUGGGGACCUGGUGUUGGCUCUGGGCUCCCGACUCUGCCUGGUAUCUCAUAGGCUCUACCUGCCCACAUCCUACCUGGUUAAGAAGCUGUGCCAGAAGGUCCCUGAUGUGGUGGAUGACCCUCUACUACCACUGACCAGCCAGGAGUCGCUGACCUCAGCCCAGCUGCAGAGGCUCGCCAAUCUCCAUGGGGUGGCCAGUCUUAGGUCCUUGUCCCAGCAUCUGCCCAGUCCCACCAGUGAUGACAGCAGUGUCCCACCUGUGCCCAUCCUUGUCUGCAGCACACACUUGUCUUUCAUCCAUCGCCAGACGGCAACACCUCAGCAGCCAGUGUUGGAGGAGGACUUGGAAGCCCUAGUUGCCCGGGAUCAAGACCUUCAGCAGCUGAGUCUGGGGCUGGUUGUCCCGGCAGCCCAGCCCCCACCCUCCCAGCAGGAGCAGCAGGAGGCGUUUGACAACUACUUGCACCUGAUCUAUGGCCCUGGCUUGCUGGACCCGGGAGCUGUGGGCCAGCGCUUUGUCCACCCUCCCCGAGGCCCCUUGCCUAUCCCACCCAUACACCGGGGGGUCCACAGCAAGGCAUCCCAGCUGCUGGCCCGCUCCUCCCUGAGCAGUAACCUGGGCCUCAGUCUGGACCUGCAGCUGCAUUUGGAGCGGCUCCAAGGGGAGAAGCCUGUGGUCCCAGGCCCACCGGCCCUCCACCUACAACACGGGGACCCCCUCUUGAUGAAGAGGCGGCCCAAGGAGCCUCUUUCCAACCUCCGAGGCUUCUUUCCUGCCACCAUUCGGCCCUACAAGGACUUGCCGCGGCCCGUCAGCUUCCCCGGCAGCGUGCCCAACUCGGUGGUGCUGCAGCAGAUGUGGCUUCACCGGGAGGUCAGCGGCCUCGGAGCCCUCGCCCGGCACACCAGCCGCAGAAGCAAGCCAGGAAGGCGCCAGGAUGACCUGUGGCUGCCGCGGCGCAUCGGGUGGCACACGGCCAGGUGGCAGCAGAAGCUGACCGGGUGGUUGGGGGAAGAGGAGGAGGAGGAGGAGGGGCAGCGGUAUGUGGACUGGUCCUCAGAUACCCUGAGCCCACCUCCGCAGCUCUCCGAGUCCGAGGAGACGGAGGCUCAGGACUCCGAGUAUUUGACCCCGAAGCGCGCGCACUGUCACAGCGCCACCAGGACUGAGACCUGCUUUCUCCACCCCGGGCACCCCCACGGGCACUCGCUCUGGGAAGAGCGCUACGGGCAUCUGCCCAGGUUCCUGCAUUUUUUCGUCGGCCAGAACUGGUUCAAAAAGCUGUUCCCCAUCUUCACCUUGGAGGCCUACCCCGAGGUGAGCACGGUGGAGGGCCUGGCCUCGCUGUUCGUGGACCUGCUGUACGAGGCCUCUUGGGCAGACGGCGUGCACAUCUUGAAAGCGCUGCUGAGGCUGCUGCCAGACACGAGCAGAGACCUUCGUAACCAGCUGCAGGGCGUCCUCUUGCGCCUGCUCAACCUGGACCAGCCCCCCAGCCUCGAGGACCAGACGCAGAGGCAGUUCGUGAUGCUGGCUCUGCAGCUCCUCCUGGCCUGCUCCCUGGAGUCCCGCGACGUGGUGCUGGAACUCAUGUCCUACUUCCUCUACUCGCCUGCCUCCUGCAGGCCCGAGCUCAGGAAACUGCUGGAUGGGCUGGGCCUUCAGGAUCCGCAGGGCUUCCUGUUCAAGGAGAUGAUGACCUGGGUCCAGGGCCCGGACGCUGACUCCAAGGCUGCCCUGCGCCAAUGCUGCUGCCAGAAGCUGGAGGAAAUGAUCCAGAGGUUGCAGGUCCUGGGGGGCAGGGGUGGGACGGAGCACUUGCAGCCUUCCGUGGCCAAGUUGUCCGAGAUGCUGCCCAAGGUCUCCCAGACCUCGGUGUUUCCAUCUCCUCCCAAGGAGACCCUGUCGCGGAUUUCAGUGCUCGCUGGGUCACCUCAUGUCUCAAGGACACCCUCAGACCAUUCCUGGGGACCCUCCCUUGUGGUCUCACCCGGGGAGCUGAACUUGGCUGGCCUUGAGUCCAGAGCCAAGCCGAUGCCUUCACCAACGCGUCUCCGGCGGGGCAAACACACGCUGUCCGAGGCGCUGCCGCACUUCUGCCCCUCCGAGGUCCACGCGCCCUCCUCAGCACCCGCCGCGCUGCCGGAAGAGCCGCUGCCGCUGGCGCAGACGGACUGGUCCCGGUCACAGAUGCUGGACCUGGGGCCAAUCGAUGCGCUCAACUUCUUCUGCGAACAGCAGCGAGCACAGCUCGAGCAAGGGUUCCCGCAGGAGGAGCUCAAGAGACUGCGCCUGAGCCCGCGCCCACCCGAGUCCAACACCGUACUGCCCCAGCCCCGGGAUCGCUGGCACCAUCCCAUCCUCCGGCUUCAGGAGGCCAAGGUCCAGAGGUCUCCAAUGAGACUGAGGGGCUGGAUGCGGUCCCGGCUCUGGGCGGGCCAUACCCUCAGUGGCUCCAUCCGGAUGCUGAAGCUGCCGCUGCCGAGGGUAGAAGUUCAGCCUUUCCCCCCGGACUGGCCCAGGCCUGCCCGUCCGCUGCCCCCACGGCUCCUGCAACCCACCCUGCAGCGCUACUUUCUGCCAGAUUAUACAGAGACCCUGACAGCUACAGCUGACCAGGCUGUCCGCGCGCCUCCUCCCCCGCCGCGGCCAGGGGGCUGGGAGCUGGGCACCCAGACCACAAUGCCCCGGGCCUCGACGUGGCCCCGCCUCCGCACGCCGACCCCGCCCCGCGCGCAGAGUCGGCAGCCUCUGAUUGGGGGCUGCGGCUUCCGCUCCCCCGAUGGGCAGGUUCUCGAUGCCGGUGGCGGCGUGGGUGACCCGGAGGCCCCGGCAGGCAUGGGGGAGGCCCGGACUGGCACGCGCGCGCCGGCUGGUGGGCUAGCUCCCGCAGGGCUGCCGAUGCCGGAAGCCGGCGUGGAGGCGGAGGUGGCGAAGCUGCUGCCUUUCCUGGCGCCCGGGGCGCGGGCGGACCUGCAGGCGGAGGCGGUGCGGCACGUGCUGGCGCUGACCGGCUCUGGGCCCGGUGGGGCGCUGCUGGCCGGCCAGGCGGCGCUGCUGCGGGCGCUGGUCGAGCUGGCUGCGGCCCCGGCCCCGGCCCCGGCCCGCGACGCCGCUCGUGCGCUCGUCAACUUGGCUGCCGAGCCCGGCCUGCACGAGCGGCUGCUGGAGGCCGAGCCCGCGCUGCCUGCCCGCCUGCUGGACCGCGCGUUGGACCCAGCGUGGCCUUGGGCCGAGGAGGCGGCCGCCGCGCUGGCCAAUCUCAGCCGCGAGCCGGCGCCGUGUGCCGCGCUGAUGGCAGCGCUGGAGGCCGAGGAGCCGGGGGAGUCGGGCCUGGAGCGGCUGGUGCGCGCGCUGUGCACGCCCGACUACAACGCCCGGGCGCCCCUGCAUUACCUGGGGCCAGUGCUCUCCAACCUCAGCCAGCGUCCCGCGGCGCGGGCCUUCCUGCUGGACCGCGAGAGGUGCGUGGUCCAGCGGCUGCUGCCCCUUACCCAAUUCUCAGACUCCUCGGUGCGCAGGGGCGGGGUGGUGGGGACUCUCCGAAACUGCUGCUUCGAGCAUCGACACCACGAGUGGUUGCUUGGGCCCCAGGUGGACAUUCUCCCUUUCCUGCUGCUACCCCUGGCUGGGCCUGAGGAUUUCUCUGAGGAGGAGAUGGAGCGGCUGCCUGUUGACCUACAGUAUCUGCCUCCAGACAAGCAACGAGAGCCUGAUGCUGACAUCCGCAAGAUGCUCCUCGAGGCCAUCAUGCUGCUAACAGCCACAGCAUCUGGUCGGCAGCAGGUGAGAAACCAGGGAGCCUACCUGAUCCUGCGUGAGCUACACAGCUGGGAGCCAGAGCCCGACGUGCAGGUGACUUGUGAGAAGCUCAUUCAGGUGCUCAUUGGGGAUGAGCCAGAGCCGGGCAUGGAAAACCUGCUGGAGGUGCAGGUGCCUGAGGAUGUGGAGAGGCAGCUGCAGCAGCUGGACCACCAGGAACUGGAGCAGCACACCCGGGCGCGGCCAGAGGAGCUGGCCCCAGAACCACAAGCAGAGGGGGCUACACCCACCUGAGGCCCUUGCAACCCACCACCGGCUCCAGGCCCACCUUUGCCAGCCCGUCAGUCCAGG